AUGGGGCUCUGGCUGCUGGUGCUGCUGGUGCUUCAGGCAGUUUGGAAAGGCGCACUGGGGAAAACCCAUUCUUUGCAUACAAGAGGACUCAUUGAAUUAGCAGGAGCCAUAUCCUGUGGUACAGGACGCAAUGCUUUGGCAUAUCUAGGUUAUGGAUGCUACUGUGGUCUGGGAGGACGAGGUUGGCCUAAAGAUAAAGUAGACUGGUGUUGCCACAAGCAUGACUGCUGCUAUGACAAGGCAGAGCGGGAAGGCUGUAGCCCCAAGAUGCUGAGAUAUGAAUGGACUUGUGAACGCAAUGCUGUGGUGUGCGAUACACUGACAGAUAGAUGCCAAAAAAUGGUGUGCCAAUGUGACCAAGAAGCAGCCAAGUGUUGGGGCACGGCCUCUUAUAACCCACACUACGUCCUCUGGCCAGAUUUCUUAUGUGGACAGACUACUCCCAUGUGUAAUUUUAGUUAGAUAUUGGGGGGCAAAACUAAUCUUCCAGGGACAUUUUUCUAAUU
Messenger RNA from Caretta caretta (loggerhead turtle), 506 nucleotides. The record is from RefSeq and is a predicted model, not a curated record. Lineage: Eukaryota; Metazoa; Chordata; Testudines; Cheloniidae.